Coccinella septempunctata (seven-spotted ladybird) is the source of this 658-nucleotide messenger RNA. Its product is annotated as serine protease inhibitor swm-1-like. The coding region runs from base 87 to 545 and encodes 152 amino acids. The record is from RefSeq and is a predicted model, not a curated record. The transcript is spliced from 3 exons. Lineage: Eukaryota; Metazoa; Arthropoda; Insecta; Coleoptera; Coccinellidae.
GGAUAUUUAUCGGACAUUCCUUGGAAUACCGACAUUCCUGACCUUCAAGUACCUACCUAUGUAUUUUAGGUAAAUUCACUUCUCCAAUGACCAUAAAAGUAAUGAUGGCUAUGAUUGCAGUGGUAUUAUUUGUGAGCCUCAUCGUUUUUACAUCGGCAAACGAAGUGAGACCACUUUGCCCCCCCAAUGAACAUUACACAAACUGUGUAAACGAUUGCAGAGUAUGCGCUGAUCCAAAGAAAAAUCUGUGUAACAAUUCUGUUUGCAAUAAGGGUUGCGAGUGUGAUGAUGGAUUCAUCAGGAUAAAGCAACCUGAUGGAAUGUGCAUCCAGAGUGAAAAAUGCGUGAACUGUGGAAAUCCAGACUUCGAAUUCAGGGAAUGCGGUUCCAGUUGCAAAACCACGUGUCAGGAUGGUAAUAUCAUAAGAAAUGUUUGCCCGAGGGUCUGCGAGCCUGGAUGUUAUUGCAAGGGAAAUAAAGUUCUCGACGAAACCGAAAACAAAUGCCUUUCGCUGGCAGAGUGCAAGCAGAGGAAGAAGAAAUAGGAGAAUUUCAUCAGCUUGUUAAGCAGCUCAACGCUAAGGGAUUAUUUUAUGUUUAGUUUUAUGAAUUCCACUUAUUUCUGCACUUUUAUGAUGAAUAGAAAUCAACAAUAAUG